UUCAUUUUGUUUAAUUUUUUUCAUUCUGCUUCUUGCGUAGUGUAUUCCGACUCGGCGUGCGAUUCAAGCAAGAUGGAUGACCGGAGUUGUGACGUCCACUGCAAUUCCAUAUGGGGUAGAGUCCCUCUGUUCAACAUUCCGUGGAGUUACGGAGCGUGUGCAAAAGACAAAAGUUGCGUUUGUAGAUUCAACCAGAAAGAUCUACACCAAUUCACGAGUAAUCCCUGCGUUCAAAGGUCCGUUUGGUCAUCAUCGUUCAAAGGCAAAAGGAAAAUAGUUUCAAAGGAAAUUAAGACGCAAGUUGUUCGCUUGGAUUCACGACAGCGAUUUGAAGUAUUCAAGAGCGCCUACGGGAAACAGUACGGCUCACAGGGCGAGGAUCUGAAACGAUAUGAUAUUUUCAGAAAAAACUUGGCCAUAAUUGAUGACCUUAUGGCCAGGCGAAAAGGAAAUGUCGUUUUUGGAGUCGGCCCAUUCACGGAUUUUACGAGUGAGGAGUUCCGUCGAUUCGUCGGGAUCAAGAAGCUGAGGCGCAGACAACUGAGGCCGCGAAUGCUGAAUCCCUUCUCGCGAAGGUCACGCUCCACAAACGGGCAGAAGCCCGGGAGAGCUCGGUCGUUGUCACCGGGGCGCCCGGGCCCGGGCGAUCGCCCCGCUCCCAGACGCAGCGUCUCCGUCCCUCCCUCCUACCAGCCGGCGCCGCACAAUUACAAACCCUGGGUCGGCCCCGAUCCACAGGGACAAAUCCUCCUCGACUGGCGCAUCCCCGAUCACCUUUACCCCCCGACCGAAGCUCAAACCCAGUUCGGAAGAGAAUGUGACGCAUGUUGGGCUUUUUCAACAGUUGGAGCUGUGGAUAUAAAAUUGUCUCGGAUGGCUGGCAGGAUUGGGAAGGUCUCAGUACAAGCGUUGAUUGAUUGCGAUUCGCAAAAUUACGGCUGUAACGGCGGAAAUAUGGAAGGCGCUUUAUAUUUCAUGAAAAACAACGGAGUUCCAUCUGCCGCUGUUUACCCCUACCGAGCAAAGACCGAGGUUUGUAAACAGUACUCGCCCUCCGUCAAGACCGACUACGAAGAAGUAGAUCCAGAAAAAGUGGAAGAACGCUUGAUGUACAGCCCACUCCCUUCGGCCAUAUAUUUUGAUCCGAUACUCCAGUGGAGAAUGAAUCCGCACUAUUCCUAA
Messenger RNA from Bemisia tabaci, 1182 nucleotides. Lineage: Eukaryota; Metazoa; Arthropoda; Insecta; Hemiptera; Aleyrodidae. The record is from RefSeq and is a predicted model, not a curated record.